AUGCAACUUCGUAAUUUAAACAACACAAUGACUCAAACCGAAAAAGGUGAGUCAAAAAAGAAUACAAAUAUUUUAGGAGCAAAGAUGGAGCGAAGAAGUUUUGGAGAUGUGAGAGAAAAGCGGACAAGUGCCCCGGUCGUCUACAUACCACUGCGAACGAUAAGUAUUCGCUUGACGUUGGAAACCACAACCGUGAUUGUGAUGCGGCAGGUGAAUGUGUUGCUGAAAAGAAACACUGUCCAUGGAACGCCAGCUCAAAUAAUAAAUCGUAUACUAGAAGAUACCGGGCCAGCCGUCCAAGGGAAAAUGCCUAAUAAAGAUGCUAUUAGAAAACUGUGUCAGCGAACACGAAAUUUUGUUGCUGCUGUGCCACCAACUCCAUUGGAUUUACUUAUUUUAAUUAUUCCAGAAGCCUUCAGAAUUUACCAAUUCGCGUCUGGUCAAACUGAAAUAUUCCUUAUGAAGGAUACUGGAUCAGAGCUUCCCGACCCACAAAUCAUUUUUCUAAAAAGAUAA
Messenger RNA from Psylliodes chrysocephalus, 516 nucleotides. Lineage: Eukaryota; Metazoa; Arthropoda; Insecta; Coleoptera; Chrysomelidae. The record is from the annotation of a GenBank genome assembly.